AUGUUGCUUGCGUUAGGUUCAAAAUCUUCUAUGUUUUCUCUUAGCCAGAAUAAACUUGAACCGCAUGAAAAUUUUGUCGCUUAGCCCGAUAUGAGACUCCGACAGCUUCAGAAGUGCCGACGUGUGUGCAGAAGCGCAGCGUGAAGCCGUCGGACGAUUGUUUGCGCGACGCCAUGCGCGCGACGUCAUCGGCACGACUCCUUCAUCUGAAUCGCCUCUCCAAACAACGUGUUGACCGGUCGACGACGGCAGGGGGCUCCGGAAUGCAUCAAGUCCUUUUCUGUACACACAAAACUAUUGAGGAGUUCAUAAACUGUCAAACACCCGAGUACAUCAUUUUGUAUUAA
Molecule: messenger RNA, 347 nt
Organism: Caenorhabditis auriculariae
Lineage: Eukaryota; Metazoa; Nematoda; Chromadorea; Rhabditida; Rhabditidae
Source: the annotation of a GenBank genome assembly